Molecule: messenger RNA, 2424 nt
Organism: Etheostoma cragini (Arkansas darter)
Lineage: Eukaryota; Metazoa; Chordata; Actinopteri; Perciformes; Percidae
Gene: gabrr2a
Product: gamma-aminobutyric acid type A receptor subunit rho2a
Exons: 9
Coding region: 192-1634 (480 amino acids)
Biological process (GO): monoatomic ion transmembrane transport; signal transduction; nervous system process
Cellular component (GO): GABA-A receptor complex; synapse; neuron projection
Molecular function (GO): GABA-A receptor activity; extracellular ligand-gated monoatomic ion channel activity; neurotransmitter receptor activity
Source: RefSeq, a predicted model, not a curated record
AAUGCAUACAGUGCAUCGUACACACCAACACACUCCUCUCCUGCAGCUGUCGCGCGGCAGACAGCCUGAUGCCAUGACCGAGGACACAUCCAUCCUCUGCUGAGAACUAUGCGCUGCCGGCUGAGCCCUGCUGGAAUGAACCGAGCGAGAGGGGCUUUCAAGGCACUCACCUGUGGAUUUGCGCCGUCAAGAUGCCUUUUUUGACCAAACCUCUGAUUUUACUUCUAUGCCUGGUUGUUAGCGGGGAAUGCCGCAAGCACGGCCACCGGGUACGGAGAUGGACCGGCACCGUGGAGACCCAAAAGCAUGGCACCUCCUUGGCAAAGAAGCCUCCAGAUGUAACCAAGUCUCGCAAAACAAAGACGGAGCAUCUGCUCAAAGUCGACGAUCACGAUUUCACCAUGAGGCCAGCAUUUGGAGGGCCCGCCAUCCCUGUUGGAGUGGACGUUCAGGUGGAGAGCUUGGACAGCAUCUCGGAGGUUGAUAUGGACUUCACCAUGACUCUGUACCUGCGGCACUACUGGAAAGAUGAGCGCCUGUCCUUCACCAGCAGCACCAACAAGAGCAUGACGUUUGAUGGCCGUCUGGUGAAGAAGAUCUGGGUCCCUGAUGUCUUCUUUGUCCACUCUAAGCGGUCCUUCAUCCACGACACCACCACGGAUAACAUUAUGCUGCGUGUCUUUCCUGACGGACACGUCCUGUACAGCUUGAGAGUGACGGUGACAGCCGCCUGUAACAUGGACUUCAGCCGCUUUCCUCUGGAUUCUCAGACCUGCUCGCUGGAGCUGGAGAGCUAUGCCUACACAGAUGAAGACCUGAUGCUCUACUGGAAAAGCGGUGAUGAGUCUCUCAGUACUGAUGAUCGCAUCUCCUUAUCACAGUUCCUCAUCCAGAAGUUCCACACCACCUCUCGCUUGGCCUUCUACAGCAGCACAGGCUGGUACAAUCGUCUCUACAUCAACUUCACGUUGCGACGCCACAUCUUCUUCUUCCUCCUGCAGACAUACUUCCCUGCCACCCUUAUGGUGAUGCUGUCAUGGGUGUCGUUCUGGAUCGACCGCCGGGCUGUGCCGGCCAGGGUGUCCCUGGGCAUCACGACGGUGCUGACCAUGUCCACCAUCAUCACCGGAGUUAAUGCGUCCAUGCCCCGGGUGUCCUACAUCAAGGCGGUGGACAUUUACCUGUGGGUCAGCUUCGUCUUUGUCUUCUUGUCUGUGUUGGAGUACGCGGCCGUCAACUACCUGUCCACCGUCCAGGACCGCAGAGAGCGCAAGAGGAGGGAGCGGGCGCGAUCUCAGUCACUGCCCUGCACCUGCGGGAUCUCCCAGACGCGGACCAUGACCAUGUUGGAUGGGACGUACAGCGAGGCCGACACCAACAGCCUAGCCGGCUACACCGAGGAGCCCAUGGGGCCCGAGGAGGAGCAGGAGGAGCUCCACGAGGUUCCGGAGAAACCCGAACACAUGGUGGUCCACCUGUCAGUGAGCAGCGAGUCCACCACCACCAAGAAAAAGAAGAGCCUGCGCGCCCUCAACAUCAUCCAGAACACGCACGCCAUCGACAAAUACUCCCGGAUGAUUUUCCCCGGUUCGUACAUCUUCUUCAACCUCAUCUACUGGUCCGUCUACUGCUGAGAGACCCUCCCGAGUCUGGCCCCGGGUCCACAGAGACUAACACACAGACAGCACGAAUGCUGCAGCAGAAAGGGACACAACUCGUGCUGUUGUCCUGUAUGUCUGCUUCUGCAAAGAGGCAGCACUGAGACUUUGGGAUUGAUGUUUUUGUUCUCCUCAUGCGGCAUUUUGAAUGUUCAUUAACGCUCUAAACAACAAAUAAUAAUCAUUUGAAUGCUGUUUUUAAACUACUGUUGCUAAUUCUCUCGGCCCUUUUCAGCUUCAUUCACUGCCAACUGCUGUUGAAAGCUUGUUGUCUUCAUUGCUGCGUUGUUUUUGUUUGUUUUUUUCCAAGAUGAUGGCAGCUUUGGUCGGAGACCCAGUGCAUUUUGGGAUUUGACUUGUUUGUAACAUAGAUGGGGAGAAGGUACGCUCUGCCUGCGUUUGUUCUUUGAGCUACUCAGCUGGGUCUGUGUAUUUACAUUUAUUUGUAAUGAUUGUCAAGCUGAGAUUCCCCAUGAUUAUUAGAAUGUCAAGCCCCUUAUCUAAUAGUCAUGAUUUAAUUAUAAGCAGAUGACGACUUUGUCUCUAUUAUGUCAUGAUAACACAUUUUGACCAUAUUCUUUAAGCCUGUUAUCGCAAAGAAAUUUUUCUUAUUAAGACCUGGGCGGUAUAUUGGAAUUUUUUUUUUACGAAAUAUGGCAUGAGACAGUAUCGUUUAUAUCGGUAUAGGCUAUGUCGACGAUGUUUUACUUCCGUGAUGAAUUCUGGAAACUCAGCCGGAUGUCCCUCAUGACGGCUGGAUUUCUGA